ACAUAAUCAAAUAUCACAACUAUCGCACAUAAGACUCAACCAAAUGCACCGCUCACAUGCCCGAUUAUCUCCGAAAUAGUUAGGGCUACGGGAUAGGCGUAGGCCACGAUGGCAACCCACCAAAGCAAAAUCGCCAUCGCCGACGGGGGCCCAGUGAUGACAACUUCGCGGCGCCCCCCCAUGACGAGCAAACAAGCCAAGAAGGCCUUCGCAAAAGCCAACAAUAUACCGAAAAUGAGCUGGAAGGAGCGCAAGCGCAUGGAGGCUGCGGAGCUGGCGGCGCAGAAGAGGGAGUUUGAGAGGGAGAAGGCGCAGGCGAAGGCGAGGGCUGUGAAGGCGAAGAAGGAUGGGAAGGAGGAGGCGGAGAGGGCGGAGAGGAAGAAGGCGGGGAUUCCGGAGAAAAGUAGGUGGGUGAGGCCUAGUCAGGGGAGGAUUACGGGGUUUUUGGGGCUGGGGAAGAGGGGGAGGGGUAAGGAUGUGGAGGAGGAAGAAGAGUGGGGGAGGGAUGAAAGUGAUGACGAUGGCGAGGAGCCGGUGCCGAAGAGGUUUGCCAUGGAUGGAGCUGAAGAUGAUACGGAUGAGGAGGAUAUCGAAGAGAGAGAGGCCGACAUUUCUGAAGCCCAGUUUGAUGCCUCGGCAAUAAAAACGUUAUGCGAUACCAAGGAGGGGGAGGAAGAUGCACAACAAGAGGAUAGGCCCAGGCCUCUGGAAUAUGCCCCUGUCGUUAGAGCAGAGAAGGAAAAUAGCCCGGAAGCACAACUAGAGGCAGAAAUUCUGCAAGACCAGGAAGAACCGGAGCUAGAACUUAAACGAGAGCUGGUAGUUCAAUCGGAACCCGAAGCCCAGCCACAACUUGAAGACCAACCGGAACCAGAACUUCAACUUGAUCAGGAAGACUCAUUGGGGCCAGAAGUUCAAGCGAGACCAGAGGUGCAAGCAGAUCCAGCAGCUCAAGAAGAACAAGAAGUUCAAGCAAGCCCAAAAGUGCAGGCAGAACCGACUGCCCAUGAAGACCAAGAAGUCCAAACCGAAUCACAAGAACAUCCAGUACCUAAGCUUGACGACCCAAAACUGCCUUCGAACACUCAGUAUUUCACUAGCUCGCAGGAUUUCCUAGACGAUGAUGACAUUUUCCUAGAGCUUGCAGCGGCGCAUCAGCUACUUUCCGAAUCGUUUGAUGCAGGAGAGAGGUCGCUAGCCGCAGCCCAAUCUUUACCAGCGUUGGAGACAAAAGAAGCCCCGGAGAAGGCACAAGCCAAUAUCACUAAAACUACUGUUGUGUAUUCACCUCAACAUGACCCAUGUCCAGUCAUCGCGACCAACCCAACAGCGUUCCCUACGUCACCACCAAAGCGGCAACUAGCAUCGCCGGUUUUACAGAGGACGCCACGGCCUCGGAUAGAGUUUGACUGUUCAGGGGUUUCACUGGAAUUGACAUCCUCGAAUCCCUUUUCACAAAAUCAAACAGCAUUACGGUUGAUGAGCAAACCUGUUCCCAAGCCCAAUACCGCUGCCGUAGCUUCGGUCAUGUUUGUGCCAACCUCCAUUAUACGUCUUCCUCGCAGCACAAUGUUGUCGACGCCUAUACGCUCGCAAGGCAAGAACAUGCCAGCGCCAAGUACUAACAACCCCCUGUCACAGAGAACUGUGCAAGGUAUUGGGGCGGCUGGCUCUAGCCAUCGUCUCCCUUUAAACGAUAUUUCAAAGCACGCACGGAAUGCGUCAGCAAAGGCACUACCAUCAUCCUUCACUCGCUCGAAGCCUUUCCUCAAGCCCAGCCUGCUACCCUCCCACGCAGGACCGAAAGUGUCGCCGUUCAAUUUACCAACAAGCACGCAACUAUUCCUUGCCGAUCACCUUGACGAUUUCUUCCCCAGCCCAUCGCAAGAACUGCGCGAGCUGCUUGAAGAUAUUGAAGAUGACGAUAUCCCAUCCAACACACAAGUUGCUCGUGAAAUUGGAAGGGACAGCGUGGUAGCACGACCGAUCCUCAUGGAACCAGCACAACCAAUGUUGGGUGACGAUUUUCCAUGGAUGUCCUCUCGUGAAUUGAUGUUCUCGUCGCAAGAAUUGCGAGAGCUUGAGUCGCCAAGCAAGAUAUCACCAGUGCCGGCGCCACCACCUACGCCGUGGGAUGUGAGGCGAGCGCGCAAACCAAGAUUCUUUGUCGAGAAGGAGGAAGAUCUGUUUGCUGCGGCCAUUCACGAGAGUAAACUUCAAGGCAAGGUAGAUGACGAGGCGGCAAAGCUGCGUUUGGAGAAUAUGAGGAUUGAAAGAGAACUACUCUGCACUAGACAGCCAUCUCAACGGCACACGCCCAGCGCCAGGCGAGCCAGUCAAGAUGCCGCCAGGCUAGAGGUUGGCGCAGAUGAUGUAUCAGUGCAACUAGAGAGCCUAAACGCAAGCCAACUGACGAAGCUGAUGGAUGGGAUUGAAAGUGACGAGUACAGUGAUGAUUUCGACGACGAGGAGGCUGAAGCUUCAAUGAUCGCCUUUGGUCAUAAGCUGGAAACCCCAUUUGCACGAGACUACGAGACUGAGACUGAAUCUGAGACCGAGUCGGAGAAACAUGAGAGUUUCAUCCAACGCUGCUUGGAUGAUGAUGCAAAUGCAGUCGCAAAUGCGGAAGAUGCGUAUGCGUUUAUGUAAGGGUGUUGGUGGUUGUGCCUUGUCAAAUUUCUCGAAAACGCUUUGGAACAGCGGGUAUGAGAGAAAUAUUGCAUUGUUACUUUAUGUCUGGAUAGUUGGAGGCCUGGCGGAGCUCCAAAGGAUGGAUUGGACUUGGCAUUGUAUUUUUGGGGGGAGGUCAGGAUAUGAUAUACCCACGGCGGCGGUUUUGGCGUUUUUUAGAAGUGUUUUCGGAGCCGUGUUGGAAUAUGAUCAAAGGAAUGCUUGAUGCCCUUUAAUCUGCUGUCGACCCAAGUGGUGGUGGUCUCCAACCUAGUAGUGUUGUCUUGCCACGUGUAUCCAGUCAAGACGCUGCAAGUGAUAUCAAAAUAUAAACCCGCAUAAGAAGUC
Messenger RNA from Pseudogymnoascus destructans, 3018 nucleotides. RefSeq lists its product as uncharacterized. The record is from RefSeq and is a predicted model, not a curated record. Bases 109 to 2649 code for a protein of 846 amino acids. The transcript has a single exon. Lineage: Eukaryota; Fungi; Ascomycota; Leotiomycetes; Thelebolales; Thelebolaceae.